UUGCCUUUUCUGCUUUCAAACAGGACUGACAAUUAACGCUAAACUGGAUUCAGAAAACGGCGCCAGGAUGGACACUCUCCAGGGGAGAAAACCAAAGAAACCCCAUUACAUUCCUCGACCACCUGGCAAACCUUUCAAAUACCAGUGCUUCCAAUGUCCGUUCACCUGCAACAUCAAAUCUCAUCUCUUCAAUCACAUGAAAUACAACCUGUGUAAGAACUCCAUCUCAUUGGUGUCUCAACGUAUGGAGCAGACAGGAAAAACGCCUAGAGCUUCCCAGCGUAACAUUUCAUUCAGCCAAAACACUAAAGAACGGCCACUAGAGGAUGAAGCCGACAAAUAUCUGGAGAAGACCAACGCCAACAACAAUGAUCAAGCAGAAAUGGGUAAAGAAACAAAAGACAAGCCUGAAAGUCCUACCAGAGAAGUCACUAAGGCUGUUCUUGAACCAGUUAGUGAGACCAGAGACAAAAGUUCAGCCGUGGACAUUCAACAGAACAAACUAUCUUCAGCUUUCUCACCGGUUACGCGAAUGUGUGAAAGCGAAGCUCCACCACUGCCUCUGCAAAAGGAUGAUCAAUCCGCAUCAUCCAUUUCUCAGUUCUACCACCAAAUGCCAUCCUGGGUUCCACCCGCUACCGCAACACCCCUUCUUCCUUUAAUGCCGGACUAUUCUCCCUAUAUGGUAACCGAGCGCCCCCUGCAUUCCCUCUAUGCACCCUACUCUCCUAACCAACCAAGCACUACACCUUACCAACUUACAUCUCGAGAGACCCAAAGACUGGUUCCAUCACCUCUGGUCCCACCCACUGCAUCCCUUCUCCACUCAUAUCACUACAGAUAUGGCCAUCCUAUUACUCCCGGCCCAACGCUACCCCUCAGCCUCUAUCAACACCCUGAACUACCCAUGUCCCUACAGAGGUCCAGGUAUUUGCCUUUGGAUGUGUAUAGCCACAGGUUCUAUCCCCGAGAGUAUGGAGGGCACCUGGUCCCCCAAUCUCAUUCUGACUCUUACAGUAGGAUUGAGGACAGAGUUAUGCAGGAGCACAGUGGAGACAAGGGUACUCGCCAAAGUCCUUUAGCAGGCUGUGCUGCCUCUGGGUCUCCAGACAGGCCCAGUGCUGCAGGUGUCACCCAGCGUGUCCCUGUUACACUCAGGCACACCUCCCAUGGGCAGACACUUUCAAUCGGGCAAUCACAGAAUGUAAUGCAAGGUCCAGCACCAACCACAACAACCAACAACUUACCCCAGAAACAAUGUGGACAACUUCAAGAGAAUACACUACCAAGUACUGAGAGAAAUGAAUUGCAAACCACAAUUUCAGCAAGCAGCUACAAUUCGUCAGACAAGGAGGAGGACGAAAUGGAGGAGGAGGAGCCAAGACCCCUUAACUUGUCAAAGAAAGAUCAGCCCGCAUCUAGAAACAUAAUAAACCAUUAUCCUGACCAAAAUCUCCAUUCUGAUUCAGAAAGUGGACAAGAGGAGGCACCACUCAACCUAUGCCUAAGGGUACCGACCAAGAACCUUCGCAAUACCACAAGCCUUGAAACUCCAGGAAAAGAAACCGUCCAAAAUUCUGAGGUAUCCAUAGAACAAGAUCUAGACUCUUGUGACCAGAGGCACUCAGCAGCAUUUGCUCUGUGUCAACUUGCAAGCUCAAGGGACAUUAUCAAAGAAUCCCCUGUUGGCCAACAAGAGACGACCAAGGACCAAAACAGCCGAUGCACUCCUUCCCCAGACAACCAUCCAGCCAAGGACACUCCAGACAUGGCCAAAGAAAGCACUCGAGCACUGGGACAAAAACGAGCAAAAAGCAGACCCCUGAGACACACUACCAAGAGAGCAAGGGUAAAAGAACCAGUCAGAACCCAAAGAAAAAGGUCGCAAAACUGUUAAUUUUGAAGUGUGAACACCUCCAAUUCACAAAGCUGACAAAGAGCUUUGAAUGAAACAUCGGUAGUAGAGACUUUACAGGAUGACGAGAUAAACUACACUGUAUACAUCAAUUACUACUGUACAGUAUUUUUAUAUGUACAACUUAUUGAGUGUUUAAUGUAAAUAUUUUCUAUUAUAAGUAUUCUGCACUGACUUGACUUUACAGAUUAUACACUUGUUCGCUUUGACAGACUUCGAAAAUCAUGCAACUGAGCAUUUAAAGGAACUUGGU
This is a messenger RNA of Misgurnus anguillicaudatus (oriental weatherfish), 2168 nucleotides long. The record is from RefSeq and is a predicted model, not a curated record. NCBI's taxonomy places the organism in Eukaryota, Metazoa, Chordata, Actinopteri, Cypriniformes, Cobitidae.